Messenger RNA from Megalops cyprinoides (Indo-Pacific tarpon), 1802 nucleotides. Its product is annotated as T-complex protein 1 subunit beta-like. Gene Ontology annotation, cellular component: cytosol; chaperonin-containing T-complex. Gene Ontology annotation, biological process: protein folding. Lineage: Eukaryota; Metazoa; Chordata; Actinopteri; Elopiformes; Megalopidae. The transcript has 16 exons. The record is from RefSeq and is a predicted model, not a curated record. The coding region runs from base 64 to 1671 and encodes 535 amino acids. Gene Ontology annotation, molecular function: ATP-dependent protein folding chaperone; ATP hydrolysis activity; ATP binding.
GUCCUUCUUGGUACCCCGUAGUUGAAUUUGGCAAGCGAGGCCGACACCCAUACCGGCGAAAUCAUGGCGUCCAUUUCAAUGGCUCCCGUUAACAUCUUCAAGCAUGGUGCCGAUGAAGAAAAGGCAGAGACGGCUCGCCUGUCAUCCUUUAUUGGUGCCAUUGCCAUUGGCGACCUGGUGAAAAGCACCCUGGGACCAAAAGGCAUGGACAAAAUCCUAUUGGGAGGUGGCCGGGAGGGCUCUGUUACUGUGACCAAUGAUGGCGCCACCAUCCUUAAAGCUGUUGGAGUGGACAACCCAGCUGCUAAAGUGCUGGUUGACAUGUCCAAGGUCCAGGAUGAUGAAGUGGGUGACGGCACCACCUCUGUCACAGUGCUUGCUGCUGAGCUGUUGAGGGAAGCAGAGCUCCUCAUUGCUCAGAAGAUCCACCCCCAAAUCAUCAUCUCUGGCUGGAGGAAGGCCACACAGGCUGCCCGGAAGGCCCUGAAGGAGGCUGCAGAGGAUCAUGGGAGUGACCCAGAGCGGUUCCAGGAGGACCUGCUGAACAUCGCCCGCACCACCCUGUCCUCCAAGCUGCUGACUCACCACAAGGACCACUUCUCCAAGCUGGCCGUGGAGGCCGUGAUGAGGCUCAAGGGCUCUGGAAACCUGGAGGCCAUCCAUGUCAUCAAGAAGCUGGGCGGCAGCCUCUCAGACUCCUACCUGGACGAGGGCUUUCUGCUGGAUAAGAAGAUUGGUGUCAACCAGCCCAAGAGGCUGGAGAAUGCCAACAUCCUCAUAGCCAACACGGGCAUGGACACAGAUAAGAUCAAGGUCUUUGGUUCGCGGGUGCGUGUGGACUCCACGGCCAAGGUGGCGGAGAUCGAGCUGGCGGAGAAGGAGAAGAUGAAGGAGAAGGUGGAGCGCAUUCUGAAGCACGGCAUCAACUGCUUCAUCAACAGGCAGCUGAUCUAUAACUACCCCGAGCAGCUGUUUGCUGCGGCUGGAGUGAUGGCCAUCGAGCACGCAGACUUUGUGGGAGUGGAGCGCCUGGCUCUUGUCACAGGCGGAGAGAUCACCUCAACCUUCGACCACCCAGAACUGGUGAAGCUGGGUCACUGUAAGCUGAUUGAGGAGGUUAUGAUUGGAGAGGACACGCUCAUCCACUUCUCUGGGGUGGCAAUGGGUGAGGCCUGCACCGUUGUCCUCCGCGGCGCCACCCAGCAGAUCCUGGACGAGGCGGAGCGCUCUCUGCACGACGCCCUCUGCGUCCUCGCCCAGACCGUCAAGGAGACCCGCACCGUCUACGGAGGAGGAUGCUCUGAGAUGCUCAUGGCCAAGGCAGUGUCAGAGCUUGCCAACAGGACACCAGGGAAGGAGGCUGUUGCCAUGGAGUCCUUCGCCAAAGCUCUGAGGAUGCUGCCCACCAUCAUCGCAGACAAUGCCGGCUACGACAGCGCCGACCUGGUGGCCCAGCUGAGGGCUGCACACAUGGAGAACAAGACCACCUGUGGCCUGAACAUGAGUCAGGGCAUCAUCGGUGACAUGGCGGAGCUGGGCAUCACAGAGAGCUUCCAGGUGAAGAGGCAGGUGCUGCUGAGUGCCGCCGAAGCCGCUGAGAUGAUCCUGCGAGUGGACAACAUCAUCAAGGCUGCGCCCAGAAAACGAGUACCAGACCACCACCCGUGUUAGUGACAUUUGAGGGGCGAGGAAUGGGAACAGCCUGUGUCUUUGUCACCUCCGUGGCCACUGUCCCGUUUUGGCACAGACACUUACCGUCGGGGACGUAAAGGAAGUGGAUACUCGAUGUGUCCUGCCAGUCA